GGCACUCUGUGUGACCGGAGCGAGUGGACCAUGUCUGUCAGGACUCAAACAGCAGAGCGAUGGAAGAUUCUAGUUCAUUGAGAUGAACUUUAAUGAAUAAUACUAUAGUCUGGUGAUCUGCAGACAUAUGAUAAACAAUAUUGGCAACCUGGAACUUUAUAUGGACAGAUCUGGAUAAACUGAAGACGCAUUCGGACUGACACUGUGAGGAGAAACCAGAAGACGUAGAGGAUGUUUUUAAAUAAGAAGAGCGGCACUUUACCUCCCAAAAACGGGAAAAAUGGGAGAGCACAGAUUCUGUGGCAGGUGGCCAAGCAGACGAUGCCGUCUCACCACAAAGAGCUCGUGCCCCAGCUGGCCUGGGUGGAGGUCGCACAAAUAACGGAGAAGAAGAAGAAGACAAGAGCUCAAGCACUGGGCAGAAACCCUGCAUCUGUGAGUCCAGAGGUCAUCGUGAAGCAGACGCUCUUCGAGAGAGCCGUCUAUGACCUCGGACACAAGGAGAAGCUCGUGGGUGACCUGACCUUCGGCAGACGGGUCGGCUUCUACGAGCUGCGUGGGGAAAUAGGCAGCGGAAACUUCUCCCAGGUCAAACUCGGCAUUCACCACCUGACCAAAGAAAGGGUUGCUGUUAAGAUCCUGGAUAAGCUGCGUUUGGACAAGCGCUCACAGAGGCUGUUCCCGUCGGAGAUCCUCAGCAUGGAGAGACUCUCGCACCCCAACAUCGUGCGUCUGUAUGAGGUGGUGGAGACGUUUCGCAGGCUUCAUCUGGUGAUGGAGUACGCAGGCGGAGGAGAACUGUUCUCCAGGAUCGCCACCAGAGGACGCUUGUCUGAUCUGGAGAGUAAACUGGUCUUCUCUCAGAUACUGUCUGCGGUGAAACACAUGCAUGACAACAACAUCAUCCACCGCGACCUGAAGGCUGAAAAUAUCUUCUACACCACCACAUAUUGCAUCAAGGUUGGCGACUUUGGUUUCAGCGCUGAAUGCAAACCCACCGAUAUUCUCACCACCUUCUGCGGCUCUCCGCCCUACGCGGCCCCUGAACUCUUCCGGGACAGGGGUUACAUCGGACCUCUGGUGGACAUUUGGGCUCUGGGAAUCCUGCUGUACUUCAUGGUGACGGCCACGUUCCCCUUUAAAGGCUCCAGCCUGAGAAGACUGCGCUUCAGUAUCCUCAGGGGUUCCUACGCCAUUCCCGAUUACGUCCCUGUGGUCUGCCAGUGUGUUAUUAAGGGAACGCUGAGGCUGGUUCCCGCAGACCGCAUUUCUCUGACGCAGAUCAUGUCCAGUGCUUGGCUAAGGGGAAUUGAGUAUCCACAAGCGUACCCACCUGCUUUUCCCACUCCUGCGCACCUGGCCGACCCGUCACGAACACUUUCCAGUGACGAACGGUCGGUCAAGCUCGCGCUGGAGGAGCUGGGCGUCACCGAAACUCACCUGAGGAACAAUGUGGUGGUGGACUGCCGUAGCCCACUGACAGGGAUUUACCGGAUACUUCUGCACCGAAACCAGAGGAGCGGAUCCGGAGAAUCCACGGGAUUCACAACUCUCUGUCACUCCAACACACGCCUCGGCAAGAGAUGCUGGUCUCACCCUACAACCAUCCACAGGAAAGAAGAGCAGUCUGCAUUCUGUGCCAUCCUAUAGACAACAUGAAGGAACAGACAGAGAAAGAUGAUUGAUUAGUUAGGUCUGUUUUUGUUGUUAUUGUUGAACAUUGUAA
Rhinichthys klamathensis goyatoka is the source of this 1726-nucleotide messenger RNA. RefSeq names its product serine/threonine-protein kinase NIM1. Gene Ontology annotation, cellular component: cytoplasm. Gene Ontology annotation, molecular function: ATP binding; protein serine/threonine kinase activity; tau-protein kinase activity. The transcript has 4 exons. NCBI's taxonomy places the organism in Eukaryota, Metazoa, Chordata, Actinopteri, Cypriniformes, Leuciscidae. The record is from RefSeq and is a predicted model, not a curated record. Bases 232 to 1650 code for a protein of 472 amino acids. Gene Ontology annotation, biological process: protein phosphorylation; microtubule cytoskeleton organization; intracellular signal transduction.